GACGACCUUGUUGUUGCAGACGAGGAGGACAUGCAGCGGCCGGGGCUCAGCCCGGGGCUCAGCCCGCUCACCCGCGUCGAGAUCGUCCACGUCAACGCGUCGGACGGCACGGCGCUGCCGCCGCCGUCGUCGUCGUCGUCCAGGGCCAGGCGGUCCGUGGGCGGCUACCGCUACCAGGACGACGAGGCGGCCGGCCAGCGGGCCCACUCCAUGGAGCUGAUGGUGGUGACCGACAAGCGGAUGACGGACUACCACGGCGAGCAGAACAUCAUCAACUACGUCCUCACCCUCAUGUCCAUCGUCGCCAUGGUGUACAAGGACGCCAGCAUCGGCAACCCCAUGACGGUGGCCGUCGUCAAGCUGGUCGUGCUCAAGUCCGACGACCCGGACUUCGUGCCCGAGUCCCGGCGGCGCAGCGGCGGCCGCAGCACCUCCGCGGCCGAGAUGCUGCGCCGGUUCUGCCAGUGGCAGAAGGAGCACCACCACCAGGACCACGACACGGCGCUGCUGCUCACCAGGGAGAACAUCUGUCGGAACCCGGACGAGAACAAGUGCGACACGCUGGGGCUGGCCGAGCUCGGCACCAUGUGUGACCUGAACGCGUCGUGCGCCGUAGUGCAGGACAACGGGCUCUCUGCCGCCUUCACCAUUGCCCAUGAGCUCGGGCACGUGCUCAGCAUGCCCCACGACGACGACCAGCGUUGCGACGCCUUCAACGGCAAGUCCUCGAUCACCAACGUCAUGUCGAGGAUGCUGGACCACAACACGCACCCGUGGUCCUGGUCCAAUUGCUCCCGCCACUUCCUCACCGAGUUCCUCGACGGCGGCUACGGCAAGUGCCUCGGCAACGCCCCGUACAAGGACUUCAUCACCGAGAGCUCCGCCUCCAUCAAGCUGCCCGGCGAGGCCUUCACCGAGGACCGGCAGUGCGAGUUUGUGUUCGGCCGCGGCUCCAAGAUCUGCUCUUACAUGCCAGUGUGCUCGCGGCUGUGGUGCACGACGGACGUGGGCGAGCAGGAGGGGUGCCGGACGCAGCACAUGCCCUGGGCGGACGGCACGCCGUGCGGGGAGCGGCGCUGGUGCCAGCGGGGCAGCUGCGUGCCCAGGGACCGGGUGGCGCUGCAGCCCGUCGACGGCGGCUGGGGUCCCUGGCAGGGCUUCGACGACUGCUCCCGCACGUGUGGCGGGGGCGUGCAAAAGUCCACCCGAGACUGCAACUCCCCUUCGCCCGCCAACGGCGGCCGCUACUGCGUCGGCCGGCGCGUCAAGUACCAGUCGUGUAACACUUUCGAGUGCCCGGAGGGCAGCAAGGACUUCCGGCUGGAGCAGUGCGCGCAGUUCGACGGGACCAAGUUCAACGGCCUGGGCAACGACGUCCGCUGGGUGCCCAAGUACGUGAAGGGGGACUUUGGCGGCGGCUCGCUGGACGAGCGCUGCAAGCUGUACUGCAGCGUGUCCAACACCAACAUCUACUACAAGAUGAUGGAGAAGGUGGUGGACGGCACGCCCUGUGAGGUGGGCGCCUACGACAUCUGCGUCAGCGGCGUGUGCCAGCCCGCCGGCUGCGACCACGUGCUGUCGUCCACGGCCAGGCAAGAUCGUUGCGGACGCUGCAAUGGCGACAACACGACCUGCCAGGUGGUGACCGGAGCGCACAAUCACACUCAGUUCGGCUACACCGAGGUCACCCGCAUCCCGGCGGGCGCCUCCAACCUGGACGUCAGGCAGUACGGCUACCGAGGCAUGAACAAGGAUGACACUUACCUGGCUCUGGUGGACCCAGAGUCCGGCAAGUACCUGCUGAACGGCAACUUCGUAGUCACCCUGUCGCAGAGGGGCAUCGUGUACGAGGGCGUCGCGCUGGACUACUCGGGCGCGGCCGAGGUGGUGGAGCGCCUCAACUGCACGCGCACGCUGAACCGGGAGCUGGUGCUGCAGGUGCUGGUCUCGGGCAAGCUCAACCCGCCCGACAUCCACUGGGAGUACACGGUGCAGCGGCCGGCCGAGCGCUUCCGCUGGACGCACGCGGACGCGUGGACGCCGUGCGACGCGGCGUGCAACGGCGAGCGGCGGCGCGAGGAGGUGUGCGUGCGCCUGGACACGGGCGGCGAGGUGCCCGCCGAGUACUGCGACCACCUGCCGCGCGCGCCCGCCCCGCAGGCGGAGCGCUGCAACCCCUGCACCGUCCAGUGGCACGUCGUGUCCACGUCGCCGUGCUCCGUCUCGUGCGGCCGCGGCACGCAGACCCGGGUGGUGCAGUGCCUGCAGACGCAGCUCGAGACGCGCGCGUCGCACGCCGUGCACGACGCGUCGUGCGCGCACCUCCCGCACCGGCCCGCCGACGUGCAGGAGUGCGAGGCGCCCGCCUGCGAGACCUACUCGUGGAAGUACGGCAAGUGGCGCGACUGCUCGGUGACGUGCGGCGCCGGGGUGCAGCAGCGCGCCGCCUGGUGCGUCACCAGCAAGGGCGAGAUGGCGAGCGAGUCGCUGUGCGAGGCCACCCGGGAGACGCAGCGCGCCUGCCACGACCAGAGCUGUCCACACUGGGAGCUCGUCGACUGGACUCCGUGCUCCGUCACCUGCGGUGAGGGCAUCCGAGAGCCGGCUUAUGCGUGCAUGGUGGACAGCCGCACCGUCUCCCAGGACUACUGCGACCCUGCGCAGCGGCCCAGCAUGACCAAGCGCUGCAAGGAGCGAGCCUGUCCCCGGUGGGAGACGGGCGAUUGGGAGCGGUGCUCGGUGACAUGCGGCUCGGGUACCACGGUGCGCCAGGUCUGGUGCGCUCAGGACGGGCAGAAAGUGGACGACGGCCUCUGCAGCAGGACGACGGAGCGGCCCGCCGUGUCGGAGCACUGCAUGCUGAUGCCCUGCCCGCUGACCACCACGACAACGACCACGACCACCACCACGACCACCACUCCGCCCCCGCCGCGCUCCGCCGCUCGCGUCCUGGACCGAGACGGCAACGACUGGCUCCGGAGGAACGUGACUCUUCACAACGAGCGCCACCACCACCGCCACCACUACACCGUGGACACCGACGACAACAACGAGCUGCCGCCGCUCGCCGCCCCCGACGGACGGUUCACCUGGCGGUACUCGGAGUGGACUCAGUGUUCCACGCCGUGUGGGUGGGGCAGCCGCCAGCGUCGGGUGCGCUGCGAGGACCUCAAGCUGGGCAAAGCGGCGGAAGACUCGCGGUGCCUCAAGCCGCGGCCGUCGUCCACGCAGCCCUGCUACCUGUCCCGCUGCGCCACCUGGAUGACGGGCGAGUGGACGGCGUGCUCGGCGGACAAAACGUGCCAGGCGGGCGCGGCGCACGCCCAGGGCGCCCAGCAGCGUACAGUGGAGUGCGUGGCCACGGACAGCGGCAAGGCGGUGGACGAGUCCUCGUGCGCGGGCGAGCGUCCCGCCGGCGAGCGACCCUGCUCGUGCACGGGCGCGCCCAGGGCCGUCUCCGCGAGCACCGCCGCCGCCCCGGGGUCCGGCGCGGUGGUGCUGGCCUCCUCGGGCGGCUGGAGGACGGGGCCCUGGGGGCCGUGCACCACGACCUGCGGCGGCGGCACACAAGGCAGGCCCGUCGUCUGCUCCUCGUCGGAGUGCGAGGACCAGGAGAAGCCCCCGACGUACCAGACCUGCAACCACCACGCGUGUCCGGCCUGGAGCCAGGACGAGUGGGGCAAGUGCUCCGUGCCGUGUGGGCCCGGAGGCGUGCAGACGAGGCCCUUCCUCUGCAUGUCUUGGCAGAGCGAGGUGGUGCCCGAGGGGAGCUGCGCCGGCGAGAGGCCCCCGGCCGAGACUCGGUCCUGCCGCGGCCCGCCCUGCCGCCCUGGCCCUGGCAACAAGCAGGGGGUGCCCACUAGGGGCUUCACGUGGCGGCCCAGUCCCUGGGGACCGUGCUCUCGAAAAUGCGGCGACGGAAAGCGCGUGCGCGAGGUUCCCUGUGUGAACAUAAAGACCAACAAGACCGUACAGGAGCUCUUUUGCCGCGCGCGCCGCCGGCCCCGCCUGCAGAGCGGGUGCUACCGCCGGCCCUGCCCCUUCGACUGGGUCGAGGGAGCCUGGUCAGAGUGCUCGCAGAGCUGUGGCGGCGGCCUGCAGUUCCGCUCGGUGAGCUGCCGGCGGCUCAACGCGUACGGCUGGGUGGACCCGGAGCCCGUGGCGCCCGAGGGUAAGUGCGACCCGGCGCUGGCGCCGCCCACCUCGCAGCGCUGCAACGAGCGGAGCUGCCGCGCGCCCUUCGCGUGGGAGGCGGCCGAGUGGGGGCCGUGCUCGCAGCCCUGCGGCCGCAAGGGCCGACAGACCCGACGCCUCUUCUGCAAGCGCGCCGACGGCCGCCGCGCCCCACGCUACCGCUGCCCGCGCGAGCAGAAGCCCGUCCGGAAGCGCAAGUGCAACCAGCGGAAGUGUGGGCUCAGCUCGUGCGAAGAGGCGCGCCGCGUCACCGGCUCCGUCCUGGACGCCGAGUACCAGCUCGUCGUGGGGGGCAAGAACAUGUCCAUCUACUGCUCCGGCAUGAACGGCUCCGCGCCCCUCGAGUACCUCACGCUGCCCGCCGGUGAGCGGGACAACUACGCCGAAAUCUACGAUCAGAGCCUUAUACACCGCCGGUCAUGUCCGUACGGCGGCAUUCGCAAUGAAAACUGCUCUGUGUGCACGACGAACAAGCGCAGUCCCUACGGACUGACGAUCUUCACUCGAAUACGACUCGAUGUGAACUCCCUCCGCGUGAGAACGGACGACUGGGCGUUCUCCCGGCAAGCCAAGGGGAACCACCAGGUCAAGUACGGCGAGGCCGGCGACUGCUACUCGUCGCUCAGCUGCCCCCAGGGGAGGUUCGCCGUCAACCUCCAGGGCACGGCCUUCAAAGUGUCGGAGGCCACGACCUGGGCCGAGUACGGCAAGGACCCCUCCAUCCGCGUCAACCGCUACGAGGGCGGGCGGAGGGUGACGGGGCUGUGCGGCGGCUACUGCGGGGGCUGCCGCCCCUUCCAGGGCCUCAAGCUGGACGUGCUGCCGCCGUAGGGGCGCCACAGCCGUGCCGAGGGGAGGUGAGACAACACCUCCUGGUUUUGCCGGAGGCGCCAUCCAGCGCCCUGAAAGAGUGCCACCCGCGGGUCCACCGGGAAAAAGGGAAGCCCGGAGAAAUGGAACCCGGAGUCGCGGAAAUCUAAGGCGAUCGCUCGCCGAUGUGCUCGACGCGCAACGCCGUGCCGUGACCAAGUCCACGCGAGGUCCCCGUUGCGUCAGCGUCACCCUGCAUCCUCCUACCCACUUCCGUCCCCGUCAAGAAGCAAAAACUUGGCCGCCUUCUACUGCCCGGCAUGUAGUCAUUUCCACGAUUGCUUUUCUCUGCUGCCGUCGAUAUUUUUGUAAAUUUAUGAAAGUAACUUUGCCCAGACUUUGGUCGUCCUCGUCCUCGUGCUGAGCACCGUUCAACAAGUCCACUACCGGCGCUUUAUUUUCUGUUAAACGUGGUAAAAUUGUGGCUAAACUUUUGUGGACCGUGCCAUAGAUUGUAUUUUGAGCCCGUGUGACAGCGUUGGCUUAGCCCAGGCGUGAUGUUUCAGACCACCUACUGCCAUAUUUGACUCACGCUCGUCUGGCUUGCGGGCCGGUCUAACGACUGAUCGAAACUAUAUGCGCCACAACAUUGUGAUACUGUUCUUCUCUGUAUAAAUCUCCUCUGCCAUCGUAGUAUCCAUACGGAUGGCUUUCACCAAUGGACCAUCCACUCGACUGCCGACUUCUGAUCUGCCCUUUAUUUCUGCCUACUGCCUGUGUUACCUAUGGGGUUUCAAUUUUAGUCCGUAAUUAAUUUUUAAGUUUCAGGAGGUUCCAUAUCUCCUAUGGUUCUGUUCCUAAAUGGCUGUGCAUGUCAGCAAUGCAAUUGUUGUGAAUGCCCAUUAUGUUGUGUGUGGGCAUUCCCUCAUGUAUGAUUGUACGUAUGUAUAGGUAUGUAUGAAAGUGUAAGUAUGUAUGUAUGUACGUAUUACUAGAUGUAUAGGUAUUUAUUUAUAUAAACUGAAAAACUUCUGUGUUAGCUGAAAGUUGAAUGUUUGGUGACCAGUGGCUGACAACGUCUAAUGUCUAGGUGGUUUAUCUUACAUCACACGUGACAGUUUGGUAAGUGUCAUUAUUUAUUUUUGGAAGAAUGUUGUAUGUUCUUUAGUCCAUGUGGACCACCUGUACCUGGUAUGCAUCCAUAUAUACCUGAGUGUUAUAAUGGUAUUUGACAUUGAUGUCUGAGUUGUUAUAGGCUAAAUUAUUUCUUUUUAAUGAAUAUACUAUACAAAAUGUUGAAAACGAGAUCGUGUCAUAAUAUAUCUGUAAUUCUUCUCUCCAUGUACCAUGUUGAAUGAAUGCUUUUUGUUUGCCAAUGAGUGGAGGGGCAGAGGUGACACAUGUUGUUGGCGCUCAAUCUUAAAUAUCUUGUCAUCUCAUCUAAGAUCAUAAUUUUUCUGACUUAGUCAUUUCCAUAAUGCCUAACUGUAAGAUAGUUUUAUCAUCCAAUUCAUGUCCUCUCCCUCUUUCUAUGCCUUUUAGUUAAGCUUAUAAUGUACAAAGCUAUUUUAUCAUUGUUGAAUCUCAUCUUGUAACUACUGCUGCCAUACCAGUCGCUCUGUAUGUACAUAUGACCUUAAAACCGUCACCCUACAUCCCCUUAAGUUACCAUAAUCACCAUUAAUAUUUCAAUGAUUUUUUUUCUCUUGAAUGCUUGUAAAUAAAAACAAGAUCUGAUUAUUAAUGUAGAAAACUCAAGUGAUCAAGCCAAAUACCUUGUAAAAUAAGAGACCAAUUUGUUGCAUUAAAAUACCACACUGCAGACUGGUAUACUAUUUGGCUGUUACUUGUGUUAUUUAUUGAUAAAUAUAAUUAUCACCACUGCCAUACAAUAAUUUUGUGUAUCAUCAGUACGCAGAAAUAAACAUAAACAUUUUCUCAAAAAUAUCAUA
This is a messenger RNA of Frankliniella occidentalis (western flower thrips), 6956 nucleotides long. RefSeq names its product A disintegrin and metalloproteinase with thrombospondin motifs 9. Gene Ontology annotation, cellular component: extracellular matrix. Bases 31 to 5025 code for a protein of 1664 amino acids. The transcript has 21 exons. Lineage: Eukaryota; Metazoa; Arthropoda; Insecta; Thysanoptera; Thripidae. Gene Ontology annotation, molecular function: metalloendopeptidase activity; zinc ion binding. The record is from RefSeq and is a predicted model, not a curated record. Gene Ontology annotation, biological process: proteolysis; extracellular matrix organization.